Molecule: messenger RNA, 4727 nt
Organism: Elgaria multicarinata webbii
Lineage: Eukaryota; Metazoa; Chordata; Lepidosauria; Squamata; Anguidae
Gene: KDF1
Product: keratinocyte differentiation factor 1
Exons: 5
Coding region: 149-1393 (414 amino acids)
Biological process (GO): regulation of epidermal cell division; keratinocyte development
Cellular component (GO): cell junction
Source: RefSeq, a predicted model, not a curated record
GGCUCCUGGCUGGCGAGGCGUGCCACUUGCAUGGAGAGCUCCCCCAAGCUGAGUUGCAGGAUCCUUUGAAAUGGACGAAGCAGCUGCUUAGAGUCUCGAUUAACCCCAAAGAAGGCAAGACGAAAGGAGUCUCAACGGGUGGCAAGUCAUGCAUGGAAUGAGACAAGGGCAUCCCCAACACCUCGGCAGCUACCACCAGCCCGCUCAAGAUGUUGCUGUCCCCCAGAGGAUCAACUCCCCCAAGGUGACCAACAUCAGCCUGGAGGUGUUCAGCGGCUCCACCCCGGAGCUCAAGCAGACGCGCAAGCUCGCCCGGGACAGGAAGGCCUGCAAAGUCGAUCCCAAAGACUCCAAUGGGAGGGAGGGAGAAACCGACACCUUUAUUUCUGACCCCGCGGAAGCUCCCCGGCCUCCGUGCUGCUCCACUCUGUCCCAAGCCUGGAGUGCUUACAAAGCCGUCUUCUGCUGCAUCGUGACGUGCGGAGGCUGCUUCCGGGACUGCCGGCCCACCAUCUCGUACUCGUACAAUGAUUCCUUGACUGAGGAAGGGAAGAGCUGGGAGCGCAAUGGCCGUUUGCCCAGCAGCCCAGCCAGUAGCUCCCCACCGGAAAAGAACGGGAGCCAAACCAAGAAGAGCACGGUGGGCAGCAGUUUCAGCUACUCGGACUUGAAACUGAAAGGGAUCCCGCUUUUUCCCAACCAGAACCCCAGCUCCCACACGGACACCGACUCGUGCUACAAGGAGCCUGUGUCGGAAAAACUCUCCCAGAACAGCGUAGAGAAGCAGCCUCCCCCCAAUAGCCAGCGAAGCUCCGAGGAACACUGUUCCUUCGUCGAGGAGUUGGAUUUUGAGAACGAGGACCAAAUCAGCUCCAUCUCCAUGUCCAGCCGGCAGAUUGACUUCUUGAUUUUCCGGAAACUGACCGAGCUCUUCAGCGUCCACCAGAUCGACGAGUUGGCCAAGUGUACGUCAGACACGGUCUUCCUGGAGAAGACCAACAAGAUCUCGGACCUCAUCAACAGCAUCACUCAGGACUACCACUUGGACGAGCAGGAUGCUGAAUGCAGGCUGGUCCGGGGGAUCAUACGCAUCAGCACGCGGAAACGCCCGACCCGACCCCGGGUCAUUGCCCCGACCCUCCCGAGCCGGGAGGAGUCCGCGAACCGAGGCAACCCACCCGACAGCGGCAAUGAGACCAUGUUGGCUUCCGUGGUCGCUAGCGGAGAAGAUUUGUCUGUCCAGAUAUCUGUAGAAACCACUGCAGAUAUGCAAGCCAGGCACAUGCGGCAGGGACGGCACAGCGCUGCAGGAUCUCCACUGAGCACAGGCUCUUCUUUCCAGGACACAGAGACGGAUUCCUCUGGGGCGCCUCUACUCUCGGUAUAUUGCUGAGAAAACGGACAUACGGUAGACAACAAGGCUGCCACAGAAUCCCCCUUUUGUAACUGACGAGUGCGAUGCCAGUUUCCUUUGUUCGAUGUUAAAAAUUCAACUUGCCUCGUUUUCACUUGCGUUUUAAGCGAGCCUCACAAACGGGUGAUGGAGAUGUAGUCUCAAGUAGCAAAACGACGGGCAAAGGAUGCCAGCAUGCCCAAUAGGCUGUGCCUUCCUGCAAAUGCUCAAUUUGCCGUUUUCCAAGUUUGAUUCUGCUGUAAACCUGCCUUCAGAUGACUAGCUGGUGCAUUUUUAUUUUUACUCUUUCCUGAGUGACUGUCAUCUCUUCCAGCGCGAGAGAUGUUAACUGAGAUUAUGUAGCAACGAUGACCGCGUUUUGCACGUGUCUUUCUGUGUGAUCGUUCCAAAGGAUUUUGCAACUCCUGCAAAGCAAUAUCCCGCAUGUUGACCUUAAAUGUGUCCGUUUAAGCGCUUGAAGAUUGCGACGGCGUGUUUCUGAAGCUUCAACACCUGUGGAGUCGUGCUUGGCCCAAGAGUCCCUCACCUGUGUUUUAGAUGGACUGCACUGAGAGAGGAACCCAGUGGUGGCACGUCAAUCUCCAAGCAACAUGAGGCCAUUUCCCAAUGGUUUCUAACUAAGUUGAUCCAAGACACUUGACCUCAGCUAAAAAAAAACUGGCCUGAACAUGGCUUUGGGUGGAUUGCUGGUCAAUUGUUGAACAUUGUUUCACCCUGAGUCAGAAAUCAAGGUUGCAGUCCACAAGCAACUAAAAUGAGUACGUUGUGGAUUGCAACUGUAAAACUACAGGACUUGGCUUCAAGUGUAAUUGUUGGUUCUUUAUUUUUCUAACCUUAUCCCUCACUACACCGCCAAGUGUUUUAAGUCUUGCAGGUAAGAGAAGGAGCAGGUGUAUAACAAAGCAGAUUAUAGCUUUCAUUGUAAUUUCUACGCCCUACAAUGCUAUUAGGAAAUGUCCCUUGAUACGUUUUGUCUAUUAUGGGGAGAAACAGGGACUUUAUGACAGGUGGGAAGGAAUUCACAAUAUUUUUAGAUGGGUGCAUCUAACUUCAAAUUCAAACUGGCUUGAAACCUGUUUUUUAGUGUCUUAUCUCCUCUUGAAGUUGGGGCAAUUCUUUUAGUAAUUCGCAUCUGCCCACAGAAAUAAUUAUACCUGGGGUUCCUUGGUUGGGACCCAGGUACAGUUAAAAACGGUUUGAAACUGGUUUUAGAUUUGUCGUGCAAAUGUGCCAGAGAGCUCCUGACGAAAUACACCCCUCUUGGAGCUGGGCUUUCCGCUUUGUGCCUGAAAUCAUGUCGCUUCUGCUUAAGCGGCAGAAGAGUUUUGAGUUGUAAAUGGAAGUGUAGCUGCUGUGGGUAAUUUCACCAACAUCUAGGCUUCACUUCCACUGUUGUACAGCAGAUUGAUCCCUGGAGUUGGUUCUGCCCAUCAUUCCAUCUUUCUCAGCAUUACUUGAUCAGUAGAAUUACUUCAGCCUACGAACUAAGCUGCCAUUACUACAAAGAAUCCUAAAAGACCAAAUGACAUAUUGCUGAUGGAACAAUGCAGCGCUAAGGUUGAAAUGGGGUUCUUGUCUCCUGGACAACCAGCUGUCCCCUCCUACAACCCCGCCCCCAAGAGUGGCUCUCUGCAUGCCUUCAAAGGGGAGGUGUUUCUUACGAUGGCAGUGCAAUAGGAUUGUUGCUGGAGCUGCAGCCCCAGAGCUGGGAUGUUGCACCUCAGGCUCACGGACCAAGUCCAGCCCACUGGGGUUCCCCAUAUGGCCACACCUCCUUCCCACGACCCCGCUCCUUUCCCACAGCUGCCAAUCUGCCAAUCGUUGGGUGGUUUUCCCGGCCACAGGGCUUGAGCCUAACUGGGAUGAAUGAGGAUCACAGGGUGAUGUUAAGAACGGAAACCGUGACCCAAAGCUCUGUAACUCUGCAUACUGGUUUGGGAGCUCUUGCAAGCGUGUCUGUGUUGCAGUGCAGGGAGCAGAGGCAAACAUGUCGCCCUCCUUCUCUUUUUCUCCCAUCCCCCAGUUGCAUCUCAGGCCAAAAGAUCAGCACCGUGGAAUCCCCUUUCCCUUCUCUUGCCUUCUACCACUGAAGCCUUGCUGGAUGGGAGCCCCUGUCCGUAUUUCUUCCCCUGCAUCAGUCCAUGGGGAAACCUUCCCACUCGCCAAGUUCAUUCCUAUGACCUUUUGGUGAUUUUUCCAGUUGCUUAUCUUCAUUUUAAGCUCAGACCUGAUCACUGCUGGUGUAUAAUUCCUCCCCCCCAUCCCACCCUUUGAAUGUGCACUCUUCAUUGUAAAUAACACACUGGGAUGCAUGAAGAUGGUACGGUGCUGAUUUCUGGAGUGUGCCAGUCUCUAAAGAAUUCUUCAACGGCUCUUGUGGCUUUUCUAUUCUUUUGCAUUUUUCUCUCUGGUAUGAACCUUGGCCUGCCUGGAGGGAAGGUUUGGAAAUGCCAGGUGAGUUUGGGAGGGGAGCUGUUACUGAAAUGUACAUGCCUUUGAUUCCUGUCGUGCCUUGGCUUUUUUUUUUAAAGAGAGCAAAUGGACCCUUUUUUGUUUAAAAAAAUGCAGAGGGGGUUCUUUUCUUUUCUUUUUUAAAGCUUCCCCUCUUCCACACAUAGAAAGGGAGUAAUUAGGGUGACCAUAUGAGAAGGAAGACCGGGCUCCUGUAUCUUUUAUUGAAAAAGGAAUUUCAGCAGGUGUCAUUUAUAUGCAUGCAGCGCCUGGUGAAAUUCCCUCUUCAUCACAACAGUUAAAGCUUCAUCGAAACAGUCACAGUGACCAGAUGCAAAAGAGGGCAGGGCUCCUGCAGUUUUAACUCUUGUGAUGAAGAGGGAACUUCACCAAGUGCUGCAUGCAUACAAAUGACACCUGAAAUUCUCUUUUCUAUACAACUAUUAAAGAUACAGGAGCCCUGUCCUCCUUUUCAUAUGGUCACCAUAGAUUAAUUUAAUCUCAAGGAGCUUUCCUCUGGCUGGGGAUGAUGAAAGGCCUUUAGUUUGGGGAAAAGCCACAGGACAAACUAAAGGAUGGCAACCGGAUCUAGGAAAGGGUUAAGAUUCUGCCUUUUGUAAAUAAGGACAUUACCUUUGCAGAGUGUUCUAAUAGUUGCUUCUGGCUCUACUUGAAAAUAAAAUUUGGAACAUGGGCUUGAGCAUGUGUGUUUCCUAAAACGCAAGAGAAGCAUCAUUUCGCAUGAAGAGGCUUGGGCCAUCCAGCCAUAGGCGUGCGCAAGGGAUGUGCCGGGUGUGUCCAAGCACACCCUAACGUUUCAAGCAAUAAAUGCUGAACUGAGGGGGCCCUUGCGUAGGAAUCC